Ixodes scapularis (black-legged tick) is the source of this 1110-nucleotide messenger RNA. RefSeq names its product E3 SUMO-protein ligase PIAS2. Gene Ontology annotation, biological process: regulation of transcription by RNA polymerase II; protein sumoylation. The transcript has a single exon. The record is from RefSeq and is a predicted model, not a curated record. Bases 158 to 1036 code for a protein of 292 amino acids. Gene Ontology annotation, molecular function: transcription coregulator activity; zinc ion binding; SUMO ligase activity. NCBI's taxonomy places the organism in Eukaryota, Metazoa, Arthropoda, Arachnida, Ixodida, Ixodidae.
GCCGAAACCUUGUUCCUUGUUUUGAAGGUUUUGAAUCUGACCGCUGCCUAAUCUGCUAUCUUGUUUCCGGACGUCUCAUGCGAAGUUCUAAAACGCUGAAUUAAAGUUGUAAAGCGACGGAGCACCGGAGAAAACAAAGUCAGCCUCAAGUUCAGUCAUGUUAAGUGCGAACAAGGGAGGGGCUCAGACUCAGUCCGCUCAGUUUCUUCUGCCUUUCUACCGAAUCCUCAGCACCCGCAAAGUUUGGUGGGGCCUGGGGUUCUUCAGUGUCCGACUUCUGCCGCAGGACUUGGCCGGCGACAUCGACAGGAGGCGAGUGCUGCUGCACUUCGUCUCGUCCGCCAAGCCCGUGGCGACCUGCAAGGUAACUCUGGCUGUCAACGACGUCCAGUUCGCCGACGUACCGCUGAAAGUCGUCAACGUGAGCGGUCACGUAAAAGCCGGCAUUAAUUCCAUCUCGAUCUCGGGCUCUGGCAUCCCCAGAGACUUGUGCGUCGGAGUUCUCGUCGUGGACAGGACCGAAGACCUCAAGCUGGUCGCUCCUCUCGCCGACGACGGCCAGGGCAUCCACGACGUGUCCGCCGCCAAAGCCCUGUCCGCUCUCAUGGACGACAAGGAGAACCGGGACGCCAUUGUGGACUGUGCUACGGUGUCGCUUAACUGCCCGCUGAAGAGAGCGCGGCUCGUGGUACCCUGCCGCGGCGCCGACUGCCGGCACGUCCAGUGCUUCGACGCAUUGGCCUACCUUAGGCUGAACGAAGCCACCGUCCGGCCCCUUUGGCGGUGUCCCGUGUGCGACAAGGACGUUGACGUGCGGGCGCUCCGCCUCGACCUCUUCACCCUGGAGGUGCUGCGGCAAGUCGCCGAGUCGUGCGACGCGGUGAAGCUGUUCGGGGGAGGGCUCUGGACGGCGGUUGACAAGCGUGCCGACGUGAUUUGUAUCGAGGACAGUCCGGCGAGGCCGCUCAGGCUCGUCAAUAGGGAACUCGAGGUGUCCUUCAUAGACCUGACGGCUUCUUUCACGGAAGACGCCUAAUCGGGAUGCGUGCGCUUGUUUGCGGGAUUUUAGUGUUACUUUCUUUUAUAAACCAGAGUUCAGGUUGAGGUAAA